Penicillium chermesinum is the source of this 348-nucleotide messenger RNA. RefSeq lists its product as uncharacterized. The record is from RefSeq and is a predicted model, not a curated record. NCBI's taxonomy places the organism in Eukaryota, Fungi, Ascomycota, Eurotiomycetes, Eurotiales, Aspergillaceae. The transcript has a single exon. The coding region runs from base 1 to 348 and encodes 115 amino acids.
AUGUGCUCAGUCACCUGCAGCUUAUCCACCCGAAGCCACAAAAGCGGGCGCUCUCACUCGCUGGCGCCACAGUCGGUCGAUCCACGCAUAGACCGCCGUUUGUUCUAUGCGGCCAAGCGGAGGCUGCAGAAUUCGACUUGUCUCGGAAAUAGGGCUCUUCAGGUGUGCAUUCCCUCCCUGUGCCCACCCAUCUAUCCCAAUGGGUCUUCCACCCCUCGCGUCCAGUCUGUCGGCGCCUUGCCAUUUGGCCGAGUGUGCGGCAUGAGAUCCUGUAUACUGGGUGCUGAUGCUGAUCAGCCGACUACCCUCGGAACUUUCAUUCAGCCUGCUGGCCCGACUGCUCCAUAA